Mytilus trossulus (common blue mussel) is the source of this 1497-nucleotide messenger RNA. Its product is annotated as GTPase IMAP family member 9-like. The transcript has 3 exons. The record is from RefSeq and is a predicted model, not a curated record. NCBI's taxonomy places the organism in Eukaryota, Metazoa, Mollusca, Bivalvia, Mytilida, Mytilidae. Gene Ontology annotation, molecular function: GTP binding. Bases 95 to 1435 code for a protein of 446 amino acids.
UAAGACAAACUACAAAAUAAACUUCCCGGGAUUUGUUUGUAUCAAUUACAGUAAAGUACCCGUUAUUAAUCAUUUAUUGGUGAAGGGGAUAGAUAUGACCCAGUGGAUGUGUGAUGGAUGUACCUUUUUGAAUGAACAUUGGAGAAAUAAGUGUAAAGUGUGUAAGAGUUUAAAGAGUAAAGAUGAUUAUGGGGCUUCUGGUGGUGGAAAAGAAUCUGAAGACAGCUCAGGAUCGUACAAAGAGAAAGAUUGGACUUGCCCUAAAUGUACAUUUAUCAACCAAUCAACGAGUAACAAAUGUGGAGUGUGCCGGUCCACGCAAGAGGCCGGAUGUCAUCCAGUGGAGAAACAGUCUAGCAACAACAACAAAUACUCGCCAGUCGGCGUAGAAGAUAAUGAAAUUCGAAUAGUACUUAUCGGAAGAACAGGAACUGGAAAAAGUGCAACAGGAAAUAAUCUUUUAGGUCACGAUCAUUUCCGAUCCCUUACUUCCGGUUCUUCGGUAACCGAAAAAUGUAAACGCGGAGAAUCAAAACGGAAAGGAAAAAAAGUAGUUAUUGUUGAUACACCGGGUUUAUUCGAUACAGGAGCGACGAAUGAAACUGUUACCAAGGAGAUAAUUAAAUGUAUCGGGAUGACGUCACCUGGACCUCACGCAAUGGUCCUUGUUGUUAGUGUUGGUAGAUUUACUAAGGAAGAACAAGACACAGUCAAACAUUUUGUAGACCAUUUCGGAGCAGGUGUUGUUGACCACAUGAUUGUACUUUUCACCAGAAAGGAUGACCUUUCAAAAUCGAAUCAAACGAUUGGCCAAUAUGUUAAAACAGUUCCGAGUAAUCUUAAAACUAUACUGAGUCAGUGCGGAAAUAGAUUCAUUGCGUUCAACAAUGACGCGGUUGGACAGUCAAAUACAGAUCAAGUUGAUGACUUUUAUAAAAUGGUGGAGUCGAUGUGCAAUGACAAUGGCGGCUCUUGUUAUACAAACGAAUUAUACAAAGAAGCAGAAUCUGCACUUCAGAGGAGGAUGCGUAUAGAAAGGAAAAGACUUGAAGAGCAAAAGGAGAAAGAAAAAGAUAAGAUAAAAAAUGAAGUACAAUCUAAAUAUCAAAGGAAACUUGACCAUGAAAAAAAGGCGAAAAGUAAAUUAGAAGAAGAUUUAAAAUCCAAGAAAAUACAAUCUGAUAAAGACAGAGAAAAUUUACAGAAGCAACUCAAAGAAGCAAGCAAAAGAAUGAAACGGGAGUUAGGGAAGAAAGACAAGGAGUUACGGGAGCAAAUAAAGAAAACGGAAGAUGAAUUCAAACAAAAAAUGACCGAAGAUGCGCUAAAAACCAAUCAAAGAAAUAACGUUGAAAAUGAAAAAGGAGAUUUUUUUUCUGAUCUUAUGGGAGGAUUGGUUACUGCUGGCAAAAAACUUUUAAAAUUAUUUUUUUAAAACGGUUGAAAACAUAAAAGGAAUGAAAGUUGAAAUCCAGAUUGAAUAAAAGUUGUACUUGG